CAAGUGUUUAGAAAAAAAUACGCAAAUUCGCUGUUGAGUUUAUGGACGUACGCUAUAAACUGCAGCGCCAAAGAGAUUUUGAGUCAGUUAUCGAUGGACGGCGCACGUGUGUGGUACUCAAGUGAUCGUUAGCGUUAAGUGCAGUGAUGGCGCAAGUGAUAAGAGCAAGCAAUUUAGAGUUGUGAGGGUUAUUGAGUGGUGCUAAAAUAUUGGUCCUUGCGCGUAUUCCUUUUAAAAGUAAUUAUUUUUGUGUAAUAAGUGUAGAGAUAUAACAAUAAAAAAGUUGAGUAGCGAUAAAUAAAUGCUGUGGGAUACAAAAUUAAUAUUACUCAUACGCACUGCUGAACAAUUCAUGUGCAAAUAAUGUGCAAAUAUUAUGCAUAUAUAGUAUUAUAAAUAAAAAGAAGCAGCUGUGAUAUAAGUAACGGAUUGUUUUAUAAUGAAUUUUAUCAAACGAUUUUAGAAAGUUAUGUAAAGUUGUUAGUGUCGGUUGCUAAAUCUUGAUGUAUAAAUGAAAAUAACAUUCAAAAGCACUGCCAAUAUUAAGAACAAGUUUUAAGAACGUAUAUUUUUCUUUUUCUAAUUGUGUUAAGCGCUUGUCCAGUUAACUUUUUCAACAACUAAGUGCAAAAAAUCAACCAAAAUGUUCAGUCGCAGCAAUUCGCAUCCUGGCAAUGGGCCAGCCGAUGCUUACACACAGGUGCCUACGAAUAUCACGUCAGCCAAGUCCAUAAACGCUGGUACAAGAACCGCCGCGCGUGAUGCGAAUCGCGGUCAAUGGGCCUCAAAAACAGAGUUUAUGUUAUCCUGUAUCGGCUAUGCGGUGGGCAUUGGCAAUGUGUGGCGUUUUCCAUAUCUCUGCUAUCGCAGCGGUGGCGGCGCUUUUUUGGUGCCUUAUCUGUUGAUGUUAUUCCUUUGCGGCAUUCCAUUAUUUUUCAUGGAGAUUGUGAUGGGACAAUUUUCGAGCGUUGGCUGUAUUGGUGUCUUCCGCUUGGCACCGUUAUUUAAAGGCGCUGGCUUCGCUAUAGUGAUUGUCAACAUUAUUUGUACCUGCUACUACUCGGUGAUCAUCGCCUAUCCAAUUAUGUUUUUAAGUAAAUUGUUUUCUUUAAAAUUGCCUUGGAUUGAUUGUCAGAAUGCGUGGAACACAGAUCAUUGUGUGGAGGUUAUGGAUUUAGCGCAGCGCAACUUCACACAUCACACUGGGUUUCGCACGCCAGCCGAUGAGUUCUUUCAUUUCGAAAUAUUGAAAAUAUCUGGAAGCAUUGAGGAACUAGGCGACUUGGUAUGGCCGCUGUUUUAUUGCUUGAUCUUUGUGUGGCUCUCGGUGUAUGUCUGCAUCAUACGCGGCAUAAAAACGGUCGGCAAAGUGGUUUACUUCACCGCAAGUUUUCCCUUUUUCAUACUCUUCGUAUUAUUUAUACGCGGCGUAACGCUACCUGGCGCCUGGAAAGGUAUUUUGUUCUACAUCAAACCGGAAUGGUCACGAUUGUUGGAUCUAAAAGUUUGGGCCGACGCUGCAAUACAGAUAUUCUUCUCGUUGGGUCCGGGUUGGGGUGGCAUUGUGAAUAUGGCUAGUUUUAAUAAUUUUCGCAACAAUGCCAGAGGCGAUGCAUUCGUUAUACCGAUUGUGAAUUGUGCGACUAGCAUUUUUGCGGGAUUCGUGGUUUUCUCCGUAUUGGGUUUCCUCUCACACCAAUCCGGCAUACCAGUGGCCACGGUGGCAACAUCUGGUCCCGGCCUGGCAUUCGUAACAUAUCCACAGGCCAUCGCCAUGCUGCCAAUGCCACAUUUGUGGGCUGCGCUCUUCUUCUUGAUGCUCUUCCUUCUAGGUUUGGAUAGUGUGUUUGUUCAAAUCGAGGCGAUUAUAUCGUCGAUCAUCGAUGAAAUACCAAAGCUGCGACAACAUAAGGCUCUUGUUACAUUGGGAUCGGUUAUAAUCAUGUUUUUAAUGUCAAUAAUUAUGGUGACAAGGGGCGGCAUAUUCAUACUUCAACUGUUUGAUUGGUAUUCUGCAUCGAUUUCGGUAAUACUCAUAUGCAUCUCGGAAGUGGUUAUGGUCGCCUGGAUCUAUGGCGUGGACAAUUUUAUUGCCGAUAUUUACUUUAUGAUCGGCAAGCGACCGGGAAUCGUUUGGAAAUAUUGUUGGACGUACGUCACGCCAGUCAUAUUGAUUGGCAUGUUCUUCACUAGCAUCAUAUUUAAUCGCGACAUAACCUACAAUGGUAUUAUAUACCCACGUUGGGCCAUAGCACUCGGUUGGCUGAGUUGCGCCAUCUCCAUUGCAUGCAUUCCAGCAUAUAUGAUUUAUGCAUUAGUGCGAAGCCAGGGCACGCUCGUGAAGACUGUGCGCAGGCAAUUACAAGCCGUUGAUUGGACGCCGGCGAACGAGGAGUAUCGCCUUGAGUACGAGGAGUAUCAGCGUUCACGUAAAUUAACCAGUGAACUGCAUAAGAGCAGAGUGGAGUCGAUGGCUAAAGCGCGAGUGUGACGUCACAAAAUGUGCGUAGACAUUUACCUCAUAUAUAAGAUAUAUGUAUGUAAAGCGCUGUAAUGAUUAUGUAGCAGAAUUUGUUUAGGUAUUAGCAUAUGUGUAUAUUAUCUAUAUUUACAAAAACAACAAGAAAUUACAAAUAAUUUGUAUAAGAAAAAUAUAAUAUAAGCAUUUAUUAAUAAAAAAAAAGAAUUAUGAAUAUUAUAAAUUCAUCUUUGGCUUAGAGAAAACGUAAAAAUAUGAGUUCAAAUUCGUAUUGAUUUCGUUACAACAAUAAAAAACUGCUAUAUCUGUAAAUUAAUACGUGUAUACUCGUACAUAUACAGUUUGGCCUUGUCUACAAAUCACAAUUUAAUAUCUUCAAUAGUAAAUAUAUACAUAUAUAUAUAC
Messenger RNA from Bactrocera dorsalis (oriental fruit fly), 2884 nucleotides. Its product is annotated as sodium- and chloride-dependent glycine transporter 1. Lineage: Eukaryota; Metazoa; Arthropoda; Insecta; Diptera; Tephritidae. Gene Ontology annotation, biological process: sodium ion transmembrane transport. The record is from RefSeq and is a predicted model, not a curated record. Gene Ontology annotation, molecular function: glycine transmembrane transporter activity. The coding region runs from base 644 to 2491 and encodes 615 amino acids. The transcript is spliced from 10 exons. Gene Ontology annotation, cellular component: membrane.